Sphaerodactylus townsendi is the source of this 2639-nucleotide messenger RNA. RefSeq names its product synaptojanin 2 binding protein (gene SYNJ2BP). Bases 71 to 508 code for a protein of 145 amino acids. Gene Ontology annotation, molecular function: protein binding. The record is from RefSeq and is a predicted model, not a curated record. NCBI's taxonomy places the organism in Eukaryota, Metazoa, Chordata, Lepidosauria, Squamata, Sphaerodactylidae. The transcript has 4 exons.
UUUCACCUUCAAAAGUGGGGGCGGGGGGAGCGGGGCAGGUGGGAAGUAGAGCCUUGCAAGGGAGCGAAGCAUGAAUGGAGGGGUGGACUAUCUCCUCUCGGAGGAAGUGAUCGACCUCACCAGAGGACCUGCAGGAUUGGGUUUUAACAUAGUUGGAGGAACAGACCAGCAGUACAUUUCCAAUGACAGCAGCAUCUAUGUUAGUCGGAUUAAAGAAAAUGGAGCUGCUGCCCUUGAUGGACGCCUACAAGAAGGAGACAAAAUUUUAGCAGUUAAUGGCACGGAUCUGAAAAACAUGCCACAUCAGGUCGCUGUAGAUCUGUUCCGAACUGCAGGCGACAGCGUAUCACUAAAGGUCCAACACAGGCUGCUGCCUCAGAAUGGUCCCUCAAGCCACAGAAGUGAUGGAGAUACAGGAGGUAUUCCCUUGGCUGUGAUUGUGGUGCCUGGGCUGGCCAUCGCAGUUGCUGCAGUGUGGGCUUUCCUGAGAUACCGACAGCGAGUGUGACUGAUGCCUUCACCUUUAGCAAAACCCAGAGAAGCCUACAGAUUUAUGGAGUAAUUUAAAGAGAGCCUAUCAACACUUCUAUUUUUGGACUGACAUUAGGCGGUGGGGAGAGGAGACCAUCUUUGCCUAACGUAAAGUUGUUGCUGCUGUCUGUACUGUCACAAAUUUAAUGUAUUGGGAGAUGGAGAUAGGAAGUAUGAUGAUUGUUUAUGAACAGGAAUGCCCCAUUUCACUGAUCUUCCAUUCAGUUGUUCAAUUCCCUUCUCUUUCCUGUGCCCCAUGAAUUUUCACGUACUUGUUAUUUUAAAAUAUGGACUUUGAUGCGACGGUUUUUCCUGUUCAAAAGUAGCCCUUUCAUUUGUGGCCAGACAAGCUGCCUCUAAAUCUUGGAAGGAACUUCUGACUAAUUGCCAGUGCAGCGUGAGAAACUGGCAUUGGUGUGUGUGUGUGUGGGGGUGUGUGUGUGUGUGUGUGUGUGUGUGUGUGAAUUGCUUUUGUCUGCCAAAAAAGCUCUAGUGCCCAGGCCUAGUAUCUACUUGGGGAGUAGGAAAAUGCUAUAGCCAUUUUAUGAUGUAAGCCUUAUUUGAAAAUAUGCCCUUUCUCUCAAGUUGUCUUACAAUCCUUGGGUAUUUCCAUUGGUAGUGAUAGGUGAAAUGGUGAUGGGGGAUGUCUGAUUCUAUUUCUUUUUUUGGGGGGCGGUCAUUUUAAUGAUAUGCCUUCGAGAAACACAUUGGGCUUAAUCUUGUAGUUUCCUAGAUGAUGAUCUCGCUACUGGUGGGCUACUGACAUAAAAUAAGUGUGAAUGUUGUGGUAUUGGGGUGGGUGGGAGGAAUUACUUGGCACCGUUGGGAAGGGUGAAGGAGAUGAGAGGAGUCAGCUAAUUGAGAAUCAGCACCAUAAAUGUGUACUGUUAUUUGGAAGUAAGCUGUGUGAAAAUCAGUUGUACAAGAAAGAUGUUUCUACGAGAUGCAAUAGGAACAUUUUAACGAAGUGCUAAUAGGUAUUUUGGUGCCAAUUAGUUUAUAAAUAUUCAUACUUCUAAAUGAACCAAACUGAAUUACAGAAAGAUGUGGGUUCCAAAAGCAAAAUACUUCAUUGGACUACUAGGGGUGUAGCUUUUAGGUAACAGAAAGCUAUAAUGGGAUAAAAUAUUACUUUAACCCAAAUAGUCUUUGCUGCAAGCUGUCUGCAGAGCCUCUCGGAUAACAUUGUUGCUAAUAUUGUGUUGGUCAAUCCAGGUCUACUUCUUUCAUGUUGAAGAGUUGGGUGAUGUGGCUGCUGGGAGUGUUCCUAUGGCAGGUAUAUACUGUAGAGGAUGAAUACGGUAAUGAGCUUUAAUUGUAGGGAAAUAUCUUGUCUGACAGCACCCUCCUUGUGUAUCUGCAUCACCCCUUUGAUGCAUUAGGGUGCAACUGGUUGGGCAGGAUAUGUUUGGCUUUGCUCCUGGGCCUUGCAGAGCAGUUAAGCAGCGGCGGGGGGGAAUCAGUUUGAGCUGAACCUUAGAGUGCGCAGACUCUUGGAUGUGCAUCUACUCUAUUCAGAUUUAAUCUGAGUCAGUUCACAGACUCUUCCCACCCCAUAUCACAACCCAUAUUAUUUGCAAGAAUCUUACAAGAGUGGCUUGUCUCUAUGUGACAGAAUUGAUGACUGCAGUCUAAAACACCCAGACCUGGUAAAUCAGUGGAACUCAGUGGAGAUUACUUCUAGGUAAACAUGUUUAAGGUUUAUCAAGCUGGCUUUUAAUUAAAGCCACUGAAGUACACAGUGUCUGGUGUUAGUGAUGGAUGUCCUGUCUUCAUGCUAUACAUUUCUUGGCUGGACAACCUGAAGCGGAGCGUAUAAAUACAUAGUGUAGUCUUUGCACCUUACUAGCAGGAAACUGUGUGGGAAAAAUCUGUGAGAUGGGGUGAUGGCAAAACUUGAAGGAAAGCUGCAACAACUUCACUUUCAAGAUGGUGACUGUCCCGUGCUGCUCAUGUUGUUGAAUGAUCUGAAAUCACUGAGGUCAUAUCAGUUUCCCUUUUCUCAGAGCAAAUAUGUUUUUGUAUAUUGCUAAAAAAAGGAAAAGAGAAAGUUUGUGGUCUGUAUUAUGCCAAAAAAUCACAUAAACAAUAUAUGUACUGAGUCUUUA